AUGCUGACAAUAAACCAAGGAAAUAAUAGUCAUUUUCAACAACAACAACUACAACCAGAAUCAACAAUGGCAACAAAUACAACACAUUUAAACGGUACAGUUCAAUAUACAGGUGAAAUAAUGCCUACAUUCCAACAACAACAGCAGCAGCAGCAGCAGCAACAACCUCAAUUACAUGUUCUCCCAGAACAACCACAACAUAUUUCAGCACCUGAACCAAUGAUUUUUAAUAAUAAUAGCAAUAAUUUUAAUAAUAAUAGUAGUAUCCAACCUCAACCAAUAAUAAAUAUAGAUCAACAACAACAGCAACAGCAACAACAACAAAAUCAAACUAUUUUACCGAUGGCAAUAUCGAAUUACAGCGAAGUUACUAAUAAUAAUAAUUUUAAUAGUCAAUCAAUUACACCAUUACCAAUUGGAGAUGAAAAACCAAAUAAACAAAUUAUAUUUAUUUUAGAUUCCUCUGCAAUGAUGGCACACUCAUUUCCAACUAUUCAAAAUGAUUAUUUAGAUCCUUUAGCUUUAUAUUUAAAACAUGAAUCAAAGAAUUUUAAUUUUACAUAUGGAUUAGUAUUAUUUAGAGAUUAUCCACCAUAUAGUGAUUUUAUAGCGUCAAGUACACCAUUAACAAAAGAUUUAAAAACUAUUUUAACUUUAAUGGCAACAACAAAAUUUAAUGGUGGUGGUUUUUCGACUGGUGGUGCCAUAUCAGAGGGAAUUUGUAAAGCAUUAAGAUUAGCAAGUUGUUCACAAACUAUAAUUCAUGAAGAAUGUUUUAUUUUAAUUACAAAUAAUAAUCCAAGAAAAACUUCUUGUAAAUUAUGUGGAGUUACUGAUUGUUUUGGUCAUAUUAGUGAUUGUGUAAAGAAAAAUGUGAAGUUUUCAUUAAUUUCACCACAAAAGACUUUAAAAACAUCUUUAUUUGAUAAAUUUAAUAUUGGUGAUGAUAAUAAUGGUACAACAAGUAUACGUUUUGAUGAUUUAGUUUUUGCAGGUCUUAGAGGUUUACCAAAUUUUAAAAAUUCAACAGUUAAUUAUAAUAAUAAUUAUCAUUUCUAUGGUAAUAGUAAUAAUAAUAGUAUUAUUAUUAAUAAUAGUAAUAAUAGCAGCAGCAGCAAUAAUAAUAAUAAUAAUUAUAAUAAUAAUAAUAAUGCAUCAGUAAUGAUAACAAAUAAUGCCACUAUAAGUGGUAAUGUAAAUAAUAGUAAUAAUAUUAACAGUAAUACAAAUAUAAAUAUACAACCAGCAAUCACACAAAUUCAAUCAAAUCCGACAGGAACAACAAUACCAAAUCAAUUACCACAACCACCAUUACCACCUCAUCCAAUUAUAAUACAACCACACUCGGCAAUUUCAAAUAUACAACAACCGCAAAUGCAACAAAUUGGAUCACCUUCUACCCCAUUACAUAAUAAAAUCAAUGGUAUUAAAUAUAGUAAUAUGACAUCACCUGGUAUUGUAAAUUCACCAAUUACAAAUAAUGGUUUAACUUCACCUGGUACUCCUCAUAAUAAUAAAAAUAAUAAUAAUAAUAGCACUAACAACCUUAAUAAUAAUAAUAAUAAUAAUAAUAAUAAUAAUAAUAAUAAUAAUAAUAAUAAUAAUAAUAAUGAUAAUAAUAAUAAUAAUAAUAAUAAUAAUAACAAUAAUAAUGUUAAUAAUAAUAACAUCAACAACAGCAGCAACAACAACAAUGGUAGUGAUGUUGUUAUGGCAUCGGAUCAAUCACCUCCACCAUCUGUAAAUCAACCAACAACUUCAUUAUUACAACAGUAUAUAACUCAAAAUAAUAAUAGUAAUAAUAUUAACAAUAAUAAUAUUAAUAAUAACAAUGGUACAAGUCAUCAUUCAAUUAAUCAACCACCACCACAACCUUUUGUUGAUAAUCCUGUAUUAUCACAACAAACUAACAACAACAAUAAUAAUAAUAACAUGCCAAUGCCAAUGUCACCACAUUCACUAACAACUGUACAAAAAUCAAAUACACCACAAAAUCCAUUUGCGAAUGGAAAUUCAAUCCUUCCAAAUAAACCAUCAACUCCUGACCUUUCAGUCUCUAGAGCUUCUUCAGCACAAUUGAAUAGACAAUUGUCUUCAAAUAACUUUGUAACACCAACAAUAAAUACAAAUAAUAAUAUUUCAACACCAAACAAUGGUGGAACCCCUUCAAUCCAAUCACCUGCUGGACAUGUUAAUAAUCCAAUUAAUAUUAGUGGUAGUGGAAUUCAUAAUACAACAACGCAACAACCACUAACCCCUCAACAACAUUUAAAUCAACAACCACAUACCCCACAACAACAACAACAUCAAAAUCAACAUCAUCAACAACAACAACAGCAAAUUGGACAAAAUUUACAACACCAACAACCAAGUACUCCCCUACAACAUAUUCAACACAUUAAUCCACAUAUGAAUCCGCCAACCCCUCAACAACAAUUAAACCAUAGUGGUUUAAUAGCUCAACAACAACAACAACAACAACAACAACAACAACAACAACAACAACAACAACAACAACAACAACAACAACAACAACAACAACAACAACAACAACAACUAAUAAACCAGCAAAUUGGACAACAAGUUGGAAUGAUACAACAACCACACCAAUUACAAAUUGGACAACAACCACCUACCCCACAACAACAUUUAGCUCAUAUUGGUAUGCAACCAAAUACCCCUCAACAACAACAAAAUCUGGGCACAGGUAUUCAGCAACCACAUACCCCACAACAACAUCAACAUCAACAACCACAUACACCACAACAACUAACAAACCAGCAAAUAGGACAACAACCACAUCAAUUACAAAUUGGACAACAACCACCUACUCCACAACAACAACAACAACAUUUAGCUCAUAUUGGUAUGCAACCAAAUACCCCCCAACAACAACAAAAUUUGGGCACAGGUAUUCAACAACCAAGUACACCACAACAACAACUUCAACAACAACAUUUGAUUACAGGUAUUCAACAACCAAGUACACCACAUCAAAUUCCAAAUCAUAUGCAACAACCAAGUACACCACAAGCACAUCAAAUCCCAAAUCAUAUGCAACAACCAAGUACACCACAAGCACAUCAAAUUCCAAAUCAUAUGCAACAACCAAGUACACCACAAGCACAUCAAAUCCCAAAUCAUAUGCAACAACCACAUACCCCACAACAACCAAAUACACCCCAACAAAAUAUUAAAAUCCAAUCAUCACAACCACAACUACAACAACCACAUACACCACAACAACCAAGUACACCUGGAAGUAGUGGUAAACCACAUACACCUCAACCUCAUCAAAGUAUUGUAAAAAAACAAGAAAAUAAUAAAGUUUGGAGUGGUUAUUUAGCAUGGGGAACAGAUUUAUCGCCAUUUGUCUCUUUAUUUGCAGUGUGUCAAAACAAAAUGGUAAUGGAGGCAUCACCAUGUCAAAAUUGGCCCGAAACAUUACAAAUCACUGGAUUUGUCAAUAGUGAGCUCUUUAAAGAACAUUCGAAAUCAAUGACAUUCCUAAUGUUUCAAUCACAACCAUCCCCAAAUAUACCAGAGAACAAUGAAUUGAAUUCACUCUUAAAGAAACUACAUGAUGAUAAAACUUUGGGUAUCGUUGAGUUACCCUCUGUCUCUAAAACUAUGUUUUUAAUGAAUCAAGAAAAUAAAUUAUUUGGUGGUAUAAUCUCUGAAUUUUCUUUAUCUGCUAAAAAAGAUCCAACUUCAAUCAUCAAUAAUCUUUCAAUUCAAUCUGCAACUGCUACUCCUACAACUUCAACUGUAAAUGUAGUAAAUAAUAAUAAUAUUAAUAAUAAUAAUAAUAAUAAUAAUAAUAAUAAUAAUAAUAGUAGUAAUAAUAAUAAUAAUACCAAUAAUAAUAAUAAUAAUCCUUCUACUUUACCACAACAAACACCACAACCUAAUAGAAGUUCACAAAGUACACCACAUCCAAAUUCACCCCUCCCUGUUCAAUCACCAUUGCAAAAUAAUGGUUUGAAUAAUGUAAAUAUUCAACAACAAUCACAGCAACAACAACAACAACAACAACAACAACAACAACAACAACAACAACAACAACAACAACAACAACAACAACAACAACAACAACAACAACAUCCACAGCAACAACAAGUACAAAGCAAUUUGGGGAGACAACCACAGCAAAAUUUCCAACAUAAUCAACCAAAUGGACCAGUUAUGUUAAAGAUGAGUGCAACUCAAAUGACUAGCACUCAACCAACCCAACAACCAUUGCCAACAAUUACCAGACAGCAAUCAUUUAAUAGUUUAAAUGGUAUCAAUACGAAUCCAAAUAAUAACAAUAACAAUAAUAAUACAAACCAAAAUAUAAUGAGCCCACAACAACCUCAUACACCUCAAGCACAUACUCAACCACCUCAACCCAACAAUAUGGUUAUUAAAGCACAUCCAAAUAAUAAUAAUAAUAAUAAUAAUAAUAAUAAUAAUAAUAAUAAUAAUAAUAAUAAUAAUAAUAAUAAUAAUAAUAAUAAUAAUAAUAAUAAUAAUAAUAAUAAUAAUAAUAAUAAUAAUAGUAAUAAUAGUAAUAGUAAUAGUAAUAGUAAUAGUAAUAGUAAUAGUAAUAGUAAUAGUAAUAGUAAUAGUAAUAGUAAUAGUAAUAGUAAUAGUAAUAGUAAUAGUAUGCAAAAUAAAAU
Molecule: messenger RNA, 4661 nt
Organism: Dictyostelium discoideum AX4
Lineage: Eukaryota; Evosea; Eumycetozoa; Dictyosteliales; Dictyosteliaceae
Gene: med25
Exons: 3
Source: RefSeq, a predicted model, not a curated record